AAACUCUCAUGAACUUCUGCGAGUAGAGGGACACAUUUCUACUGAUCCCCUGUUUUCAGCUGUGUUCGAUAGUGUCUCGGAGCCUGUGGAGAAGGGGAAGAGCUCGGUGUCCGGAGGAGAGCGACCUGCACAAAAGAGUUUCUGAUUGACGACAUUCUCACUGUGAUUACCUCCCGCCACUUUCCAAGAAAUCAAGAUUUUGGCUGGACCGUGUGUGCAGCCUAAAUGACGAAGUGGAACUUGUUCAAGCAUCAAACAACGCCCAUGGUCGCUGCUAACCCAACGGGGGCCAGUGCCUUGACUGUGACUCCGGCCCCCGUCGCACUGGUCUCUACCGACAACUCCACCGAACCGGUCAACAAGAACGACGCCUUCGACGAGAUCAAAAACAAGUUCCUGAAUGAGAUCGACAAGAUCCCACUGCCGUCCUGGGCCAUCAUUGCCAUUGCCGUGGUCGCUGCUUUACUCAUUCUAACAUGCUGCUUCUGCAUCAUCAAGAAAUGCUGUUGCAAGAAGAAGAAGAACAAGAAGGGCAAGAAGGGGAAGGGUGACAUGGGAAUGAAGAACCUGAAAGGGGGCGAGAAACAACAGGACGACGAUGACGAAGAAGACGACGUCGAACCCGGACUGACUGGAGACGAGAAGGAGGAGGAAGUGAAGGAGAAAGAAAAGCUCGGGAAGCUGCAGUACUCCAUUGAUUACGACUUCCAGGAGAACAAGCUGACUGUGGGAAUCCUUCAAGCAGCUGAUCUGCUCUCCAUGGACAGCGGAGGCACCUCUGACCCCUACGUCAAGGUCUUCGUCCUCCCAGACAAGAAGAAGAAGUACGACACAAAGGUUCACAAGAAAACGCUCAAUCCUGUCUUCAAUGAGACCUUUACCUUCAAGAUUCCAUUCCAAGAGAUGGGAGGAAAGACUCUGGUAAUGUCAGUCUAUGACUUUGAUCGCUUCUCUAAACAUGAUGUCAUCGGAGAGAUUAAAACGCCCAUGAACACCCUCGACCUGGCAAAGCCAAUCGAGGAGUGGAGAGACCUGGACAGCGCAGAUCAAGAAGAGCCGGAGAAGCUGGGUGAUAUUUGCAUCUCUCUGCGUUACGUCCCGACUGCCGGCAAACUCACCAUCUGUAUCCUGGAGGCCAAGAACCUGAAGAAAAUGGACGUGGGAGGACUGUCAGAUCCCUACGUGAAAAUUAACCUGCUGCAGAAUGGAAAGAAGCUGAAGAAGAAGAAGACGACAGUGAAGAAGAACACUUUGAAUCCGUACUACAAUGAGUCCUUCAGCUUUGAGAUUCCUAUUGACCAAAUGCAGAAAAUCCUAGCUGUGAUCACAGUGCUGGAUUAUGACAAGAUUGGCAAGAACGAUGCCAUUGGAAAGAUCUUGGUGGGAAGCAAGAGCACGGGGGCCGGGCUGAAACACUGGUCCGACAUGCUGGCGAACCCCCGUCGCCCCAUCGCCCAGUGGCAUCCACUGCAGCCAGAGGAGGAGGUGGAUGCCGCCCUCGCAGCGCUGAAUGCCAAGAAGUAA
This is a messenger RNA of Cyclopterus lumpus (lumpfish), 1524 nucleotides long. Its product is annotated as synaptotagmin-2-like. The record is from RefSeq and is a predicted model, not a curated record. Bases 226 to 1524 code for a protein of 432 amino acids. Gene Ontology annotation, molecular function: syntaxin binding; phosphatidylserine binding; calcium ion binding. Gene Ontology annotation, biological process: cellular response to calcium ion; synaptic vesicle endocytosis; regulation of dopamine secretion. Gene Ontology annotation, cellular component: axon; synaptic vesicle membrane; dense core granule. NCBI's taxonomy places the organism in Eukaryota, Metazoa, Chordata, Actinopteri, Perciformes, Cyclopteridae. The transcript has 11 exons.